AUGUCGGAUCCAGGAAGAAAAUCAUUUACGGACAAGGCCACCGAGGCUGUGACUCCAGAUUCCCAGAAAAGCGGAUUCCAAAAGGCAAAAGAGACUGUUACAAAUGAGGCAGACAAGAUUGCCGCCAAAUUCAACCCCGACAAGAAGAAAUCAGGACUGCAGAAUUUCGCAGAUAACGCUCAAAAGAAGUUAGAUGACACAAAGGAUCAAAUACAGAAGGAUAACGACGCUGCCAAGAGCGGCUUUGAGGCUAAGAAGGACGGAAUACAGAAAAAAAACGAGGCUGCCAAGAGUGACUUGGAAACCAAGAACCAGGACUGGAAGAAGUCAAUCGAAGCUCAGGGAAAGAAGUUUUCAGAAACCGCGGGCGAGUAUGUGGAAGCUGGAAAGAAGGCUGUGAAUAAUGCUUCUGAGUACAUACAAGGUGUUGUUGGAGGUGCAAAGAAAGGUGGUGAAAAGGGAGCUGAAGAAGCAGCCAAUAAAUGA
Molecule: messenger RNA, 486 nt
Organism: Brettanomyces bruxellensis
Lineage: Eukaryota; Fungi; Ascomycota; Pichiomycetes; Pichiales; Pichiaceae
Exons: 1
Coding region: 1-486 (161 amino acids)
Source: RefSeq, a predicted model, not a curated record